AAGCGUUGAAACACCAUGAUUGGGGGUAUGGCUGUGUCUGCAAAUGCAAAAUCAUGCCCAUGUUUUGGAUUGUUUUUAGAGUCUAAAUGUAGUCUGAAAAUGAAGAAAAACCAAGUGGGCAUGAGAAAACACAAGAAUUCAAAAAAGAUUAGGAAAACAAUCGUUAAUGAGCUUGGUGGGCAAUAUGAAGAGGUCUUCAAUGACGUUAAAUUGGAAUUAAGGAAUUGUUUCACAGCGAAAGCAGUUAGAACUGUUCUUUAUCAACUGUAUGAGAUGAAUCCUCCUCAAUAUAUCUGGCUACACAAUUUCAUUGCUGAAAAUGAUCCUGCAGAUGGGAAACGAUUUCUUCGGAUUCUUGCAAAGGAAUAUCAAGAUCUUGCUGAAAGAGUAAUGAUAACGCGUCUUCACCUAUAUGGAAAAUGGAUUAAGCAAUGCGAUCAUGGUGAAAUAUACAAAGAAAUUUCGGAUGAAAACUUGGAGUUGAUGAGGGAAAGACUCUUGGAAACAAUUGUUUGGCCUGCUGCUGAUGAAAAAACUACCGACUAAUUUCAAGACUUGGUAAGAGGUCUGUCUCAAAUUAGAAAAAAAUAAAUAAAUUAUAAUUGAGUUUGUAGCAAUUGUAAAUAAUUGAUGAAAAUUUGUUAAGGAAAUAUUUUGAAGUUUAAGAAGAAAAUAUAUCUGGGUCAAUUUUAAUUCGAGC
This is a messenger RNA of Lactuca virosa, 700 nucleotides long. NCBI's taxonomy places the organism in Eukaryota, Viridiplantae, Streptophyta, Magnoliopsida, Asterales, Asteraceae. The record is from the annotation of a GenBank genome assembly.